CUUCUUGACACCGACGUCAUGCACUUCAAAGGUCUCAGUGUUCUUUCUGUGGCGCUCGCAUUGCCCAAUAUUGCUCUCUCCAAACCAAGCUGCGAAAACAAUCUAGAAUGGCCUUGGUACGAGCCUGACGGAAGGAGUGCAGCCGCACAUGGCAUUGACAAAUGGUGCAACAACAUUGCCCCCUCCAGGUUCAAUGCCGAGCAGGAGGUGAAGAUCUGUCUUGAGGUUGAUCAUGAGGUGAAAAAUCUCAACUUGUGGUUCAAGAACACCAAUAAACACAAAGCCGACUUAUCAAUCGACUAUUGCAAGAGCUUGCUGAAGAAGAUUGUUGAUUCGUGCCUUGGGGCUGGUUAUGAUAACACCAAUAGCGGCUGGUAUGGAAGGUAA
Molecule: messenger RNA, 387 nt
Organism: Aspergillus candidus
Lineage: Eukaryota; Fungi; Ascomycota; Eurotiomycetes; Eurotiales; Aspergillaceae
Exons: 1
Coding region: 19-387 (122 amino acids)
Source: RefSeq, a predicted model, not a curated record